CAGCCGCCGCCACAAGUCUUUCCGCCUCCCCAGCCUGCCUGGGAGCUGGGAGCGGGAUUAUGGUGGCCUGAGCAGCAAACGCAGCCUCAGGAGCCCGGAGCCCCGACCCUUCCCCCGCUGCCGCCCCGCCGGGAGGACCAGGAAAGCAGCCUCCGACCUGCCAUGCCCGCCCCGCCCAGCCCCCCCGGGGGCCCGAGCCGGGCUCUCCCGGACCUCCGCUGAGGUUGGACCGCUGGCCAGAUGUAGCCAGGCUCCGGAUCCAUCUCCUCCCCUCCUAUCUCUCUGUGGAUCUCUCCCGCCCGCUCCCCGCAGCCUGCACCCGGGGCUGGCCGAGGGGCCUGCAGGCUCCGGAGCCCUGAUGCCUCACCGCUCACUCUCCUGAGAAGCCGCCUCCAGCACCCAGAGUUGGGGGCAGGCCACAGGGACGGACGCGGGCCGGAGGGAGCCCAGAGCGCCCCAAGGCCAGGGCCCGCCAUGGCCCAAGCGCUGCCCUGGCUCCUGCUGUGGAUGGGCUCCGGUGUGCUGCCCGCCCACGGCUCCCAGCCCGGCAUCCGGCUGCCCCUGCGAAGUGGGCUGGGGGGCGCCCCCCUGGGGCUGCGGCUGCCCCGGGACACCGACGAGGAGCCCGAGGAGCCCGGCCGGAGGGGCAGCUUUGUGGAGAUGGUGGACAACCUGAGGGGCAAGUCCGGGCAGGGCUACUACGUGGAGAUGACCGUGGGCAGCCCCCCCCAGACGCUCAACAUCCUCGUGGACACAGGCAGCAGUAACUUUGCAGUGGGGGCCGCCCGCCACCCUUUCCUGCACCGAUACUACCAGAGGCAGCUCGGGGGCUACUGUCGGGGGCUUGGCACCGUUCAAGGAAGGGAAGAGCUGUCCACGGGCCCACUGCCCGGCCCGGUAUCAGGGACUGAAAGGUCCAGCACAUACCGGGACCUCCGGAAGGGUGUGUAUGUGCCCUACACCCAGGGCAAGUGGGAGGGAGAGCUGGGCACUGACCUGGUGAGCAUCCCCCACGGCCCCAACGUCACCGUGCGUGCCAACAUCGCUGCCAUCACUGAAUCAGACAAGUUCUUCAUCAAUGGCUCCAACUGGGAAGGCAUCCUGGGGCUGGCCUACGCUGAGAUCGCCAGGCCCGACGACUCCCUAGAGCCAUUCUUUGACUCGCUGGUAAAGCAGACCCAUGUGCCCAACCUCUUCUCCCUGCAGCUCUGUGGGGCCGGCUUCCCCCUCAACCAGUCGGAAGUGCUGGCCUCAGUUGGAGGCAGCAUGAUCAUCGGGGGUAUCGACCACUCGCUGUACACAGGCAGCCUCUGGUACACACCCAUCCGGCGGGAGUGGUAUUAUGAGGUGAUCAUUGUGCGGGUGGAGAUCAACGGACAGGAUCUGAAAAUGGACUGCAAGGAGUACAACUAUGACAAGAGCAUCGUCGACAGUGGCACCACCAACCUUCGUUUGCCCAAGAAAGUGUUUGAAGCUGCUGUCAAAUCCAUCAAGGCAGCCUCCUCGACGGAGAAGUUCCCCGACGGUUUCUGGCUAGGGGAGCAGCUGGUGUGCUGGCAAGCUGGCACCACCCCAUGGAACAUUUUCCCGGUCAUCUCUCUCUACCUAAUGGGUGAGGUCACCAAUCAGUCCUUCCGCAUCACCAUCCUUCCACAGCAAUACCUGCGGCCAGUGGAAGACGUGGCCACGUCCCAAGACGACUGUUACAAGUUCGCCAUCUCACAGUCAUCCACGGGCACGGUCAUGGGAGCCGUCAUCAUGGAGGGCUUCUAUGUCGUCUUUGAUAGGGCCCGGAAACGAAUUGGCUUUGCUGUCAGUGCUUGCCAUGUGCAUGAUGAGUUCCGGACAGCGGCGGUGGAAGGCCCGUUUGUCACCCCGGACAUGGAAGACUGUGGCUACAACAUCCCGCAGACAGACGAAUCGACCCUCAUGACCAUAGCCUACGUCAUGGCUGCCAUCUGCGCCCUCUUCAUGCUGCCCCUCUGCCUCAUGGUGUGUCAGUGGCGCUGCCUCCGCUGCCUGCGCCACCAGCACGAUGACUUUGCUGAUGACAUCUCCCUGCUGAAGUGAGGAGGUCCGUGGGCAAAAGAGAGAGAUCCCCCUGGACCACAUCUGGUGGUUCGCUUUGGUCACAAGGAGGAGACGCAGACGGCACCUGUGGCCAGAGCACCUCAAGACGCUCACCCACCCACAAAUGCCUCUGCCUUGACAGAAAAGAAGGAAGAGCUGGCAAGGUGGGUUGCAGGGACUGCACCUGUAGGAAGCAGGAGAGGGAAGAAAGAAGCGCUCUGAUGGCAGGAAUACUCUUGGUCACCUCAAACUUGAGUUGGGAAAUUCUACUGCUUGAAACUUCAUCCCUGAACCUUUGUCCGCCCAAAGUAUUCUUCUUUUCUUAGUCCCACAAGUAAGGAUCCAGUGUGUAUCUCUGCAGUACCCUGGCAGAGAAAGGGCCAAUCUUGUUUCCCUCCUGGCCACAGUCAGCAGGAAUGGAUGCACAGUCUGCUAUUUGCUUUAGAGAUAGGGACUGUAUAGACAAGCCUAUAACAUUGGUGCAAAGACUGCCUCUUGAAUUAAAAAAUAAUUAAAAAAUAAUUUGUACAAA
Messenger RNA from Hippopotamus amphibius kiboko, 2602 nucleotides. It is a transcript of the gene BACE1, whose product is annotated as beta-secretase 1. The coding region runs from base 475 to 2070 and encodes 531 amino acids. The transcript has 10 exons. Gene Ontology annotation, biological process: membrane protein ectodomain proteolysis; amyloid-beta metabolic process. Gene Ontology annotation, molecular function: aspartic-type endopeptidase activity. The record is from RefSeq and is a predicted model, not a curated record. Lineage: Eukaryota; Metazoa; Chordata; Mammalia; Artiodactyla; Hippopotamidae. Gene Ontology annotation, cellular component: endosome; trans-Golgi network; membrane.